Ostreobium quekettii is the source of this 408-nucleotide messenger RNA. Lineage: Eukaryota; Viridiplantae; Chlorophyta; Ulvophyceae; Bryopsidales; Ostreobiaceae. The record is from the annotation of a GenBank genome assembly.
AUGAGGAAUCACUUUCUUCAAACAAAAUACGAUAUUCGGUCAGAAAUUACGAGUUCCAGUCAGAAUUUGAACAAGUGGGAGAAAUGGGCAUAUGCACUGACACAUGCCUGCUGCUUGCCCCUUUUGUCAAGACAGUUGCAGCAACUGCAAGUGCAGGCCUCAGCAGGGACUGUUGGCUCUGCAGGCUUGGAAAAUCAUGGUAUGAUUCUGCUUGAAAUUGACAAAGCACAGGGGCUGGCGUCCGCUGUGUGCAGACGACAAUUUUGGAGCAAUGGUGGUAGGUUGAGGAUUGUGGCGUACGGUUUGCCUGCAUGUUGUGGCAUGAUGGACAGGGAUGUGUUGGACAUCCCUCAGGUUGUUGAAUGUCCUGGCUGGCAUGGCUGCAGAGUUUGCUCACUCAACUUUUGA